Camelina sativa (false flax) is the source of this 1380-nucleotide messenger RNA. Its product is annotated as S-adenosylmethionine carrier 1, chloroplastic/mitochondrial. Gene Ontology annotation, biological process: transmembrane transport. Lineage: Eukaryota; Viridiplantae; Streptophyta; Magnoliopsida; Brassicales; Brassicaceae. The record is from RefSeq and is a predicted model, not a curated record.
CGACAAAAGUGUAAAACAGAAGAGAGCACUGCUUCGUCGUCUAAUCUCUUCGCUGAGAAACUCUUGGGAACUGGGAAGAGCCAAAGAACGUGUUUCGUUUUGUGAGCUCUCUCUCUCUCGCCCUCUUACACUUCGCGCCUGUCUAUCGUUUCUUCCUGUAAAAGGCGUUUCUGAUGGCUCCUCUUACUCUCUCUGUUGAUGUGAAGAACUCUUCUUCUUCGACUUCUCUUGAUGUAUCGAAGAUAAUGCAAAGUCCACAGCUCAGAAAGAGCAAAGGCUUUGCAUCUGUUAAUACCCAAGAAGACAAACCCUUUGAUUUCUUCCGCUCUCUCUUUGAGGGAUUUAUAGCAGGAGGUACAGCUGGAGUUGUUGUCGAAACAGCUUUAUACCCAAUUGAUACAAUUAAGACAAGACUUCAGGCAGCUCGUGGAGGUGGGAAAAUUGUUUUGAAGGGUCUUUAUUCAGGAUUAGCUGGAAAUAUCGCUGGUGUCUUACCGGCUUCGGCUUUAUUUGUUGGAGUUUACGAACCCACAAAGCAGAAACUACUGAAGACUUUCCCUGAUCAUUUAAGCGCAGUUGCUCACCUGACUGCAGGGGCCAUUGGUGGACUUGCUGCCUCUCUGAUUCGAGUACCUACAGAGGUUGUGAAGCAAAGAAUGCAGACCGGACAGUUUACAUCAGCCCCCAAUGCUGUUCGACUUAUCGCAUCACAAGAGGGAUUUAAGGGUCUAUAUGCAGGGUAUCGGUCCUUCCUUUUGCGAGAUUUGCCCUUUGAUGCUAUACAGUUCUGCAUAUAUGAGCAGAUCUGCUUGGGUUAUAAAAAAGCAGCGCGUAGAGAGCUUAGUGAUCCUGAGAACGCUCUCAUCGGUGCAUUUGCUGGUGCUCUGACAGGAGCAGUCACCACUCCUCUUGAUGUUAUUAAGACAAGAUUAAUGGUUCAGGGAUCAGCUAAACAAUAUCAAGGAAUAGUUGACUGUGUUCAAACAAUUGUAAGAGAGGAAGGAGCUCCUGCACUCUUAAAGGGUAUUGGGCCAAGAGUGUUGUGGAUAGGUAUUGGAGGUUCAAUCUUCUUUGGUGUCCUCGAGAGCACUAAGAGAACACUUGCACAGAGACGUCCCAAGACGGUUAAAGAAUCCAAGGAGGAAUAAUUUUCUGGCAGCACACAAGAAAAAAUGGUUGGAAGGUGUUUAUUUAAUGUUUUUCACAUUUCAACCCCUUUGUGAGUUUUGUGUGAUCAGAGUUUGUCAUUUACCAAUGAUCAAUUCAACUUUCAUUAAAAAUAAAAUAGUGUCUGGUUUCAAAUUUGUUCCAUAUAAUUUUGAGAUUGUAUUUGAUAAUUUUCUUAAGGGAAAAUUUGAAAUAAAGGAGGUUUUUUUAACU